GUGAACAGCUGCGCAUCUUCUCCCUUGAGUGAGCGCGAAGUCUCUCCGCCACCUGGCUUUGAGUUGCCAACGACAGCCCCAGGCCUUCUUCCUGCUGUGUCUCGGGAGCGACCCACGUAUUAUGGCGAACAAUGCUCAAGUGGCAAUCCUAAUGCCGAACUACCUCCAUCCACGGCCUUCAUCAGACGCAAUCUGCGCACUCGUAAGGCCAUCCAGCUCGCUCCGUACCAGUUUGACAAAGCUCAGUACCACCAACAAUGGAAAGCGCGAGGGUUGAGGCCAAUUCGGUUGAUGGAGCAAGAGUCAGCGCAGGAAGAAGCUGACUCGCAGUUUCAGACUGGCAGCAGCCAGAUCGCCUAUCCAAGCUCCGCGGCAUCAAGCUCUGUGGGCUCGAAGCUACUACGUCCACAAGAGGCGAGCCACGAAGGGCUCGAUUACUUCGACAUGGGCAAUUCCUCUGAUGAAGUAGCUCAAACGCACCGCUUGCCAAAGCGGAAGAAGUUGGGGAACGUGUCGAGCAAAGACCGAAAUAGUGUCAACGACUCGCGGCCCCCGCCUCAACCUAGGAAUGCUUGGUCUCAGAUUGAUGAGUUCUCGAUCCCACCCUCACCGCCUCGUACGUCUAGCGACCUGAGCAAUGUGGAUGAUUCGGAAACGUUGUUCAGGCAGACAGCAACAGGCUUCCGAAUACCAUUGGGUCUUACGCCAGUACCAUUGCCAACACCACAAGUCUCGUCUGACGUAAAACGCAACAUAGACGAUGCUUCAGCGUCAGACUCGCCGCCCAGGAGAUCACGUAUGUCAGCAGGACGACGCCCAGUUCGCACCCAGUCUGCUAUCUCGAUUCCCUCCAGCUCUGAGAGUGAGUCUGAUCAGCAAUCUGAACUCGAAGUGAGGCGUCUACAGCACGAACGGAAGCGCAUCAGAGGGGUGCUACCAGCAUCGUGGCUCAAGAUAGAUCUGCAGGCGCAGCAGGCCAAAAGUGCACCCGCUGUAUCGAGAGGUCGUCGACUCAGCACCGCUUCCCCAGCAAAGGCAGAAGCCCAGAAAGGCGUAGCCCGCAAGAUUGGCAGAGCUACGCAGAGAAGUCAGUCUCCAAUCCUACCAGAGCUGCCGGGUGACACGUCAGAUUCAGAUGAUUCUGCAAUGUCCCCGAAAGUGUCCCGUGCGCAACCGAGACUCGAGUUACGGCCUGACCGUUUGUCUAUAGCGCCAGACUUGACUGUAGACGAUGACCUCAUGGAGAACGACUUCAUCGAUCCUAUGCUGGCGGGACGUGUGCGCCAGAGUAAACCAAAGAGCCUGGGUAUACAUCAGCCUCGGAUCACUGAGUCGUUUCGCAGCACUUCAAAUUUCAAUCAUGAUUUCACGGAAGAGCGGUGCGCCACAAUAUCUUCAAGCACAGUCGGGCGGCAGAAACGUGUCUCCAAAACGAAAGGUGCCAGGAGGCAACGACGCAGACCUGCAGUCCAUCUCAGCAUCGCCGAUGUGACCACUUCGCAGCGUGCGGAAAUGAAACAGCUACCUCAAUUCAUCAAGCUGGCGGUGCGUCAAACAAGGCACGAAUCUGAUCGAGGACGACAUUCGCCGACGAACAAACUCAUUCGCUUAGCGACUGCCCACGACACUGAGGAGGCGUCUUCAGUACUACGCGCUUGGCGAGAGGGAACAAUCGCUCCACGUAGCGACGACCAUGGCUGGAUCAGCGAGGAUGAUAUUCACCUACCGCUCAAUAACGACACUGGCCAUUCGCCGGAUAAUGAGCCUCUACGUGAGCAAGUACAACAAGCUUUCUCUGCCUCGACUGUGCGGAAGAGGCCCUAUCUCAAUCAGCACUCGAGCAAAAGAAGGAGGAUGCAACAGACCAGACUUCAUCCAACUGUCUUGAGCGCUGGGUCCCACGAACCCAUGACCCACGAAACAAGGAAAACUCCAUCAGCGCCAAUAGUCGCGAGGGCAUCUCGACAGGUUCCACGACCUCAGCGUCUCCGCGAAGCGCAGCUGGAGACUCUAGAGCGUGAUUUUGACGCAAGCCAUCGCGAGGCGGUGUUCGAGCGUCGAAUGCAAUGCAUGACUGAGAGCAUUGCUCGAUCAUCUCGGCGGUCAGGGACAGCUGGAUUCCAGCUGGACAGAUUCUUACGUGCGGACAGCACUGCUCUUCCUGAGAUACAACCUACUCGUCAGCGGCAAGCUGGUGACAGGCAGGAAACCGACGGCGAAAGUCGUCCUACGGUCACUCUAGCACAUCGACCACGCAAGGCAACGGCUCGGAGACUAGAUGUUGAAGCACGCGAAUAUCGACAACCCAGCGAGCCCCUACCUCAAGAUAUCGAUGAGCCUGAGGUCAUUGAAGCAAGCGCAGCCGUUGACGUUUCUAUACCUGUAUUGCAUGGUUUGAGGCCUUUUGGCACCAGGUAUUCUAUUGACUUUGACAUGCAGCCUCUGGACCAUGGUAUCUUCUUUCACCACAGCACAUUCAUUGGCAGUGGCGACUUCCACGAUGCGCUCAACAUACCAGAUCGAGACUUGGAUCGUGGACUGGGUCAUGUCCGCGUCCAGAUCGAAGAACAGGCGUUCGAAUGGGAUGCUUGGAAUGAGGACGUGGCAGCGCAAGUCAAUCGCAUACCAGGGUUGAUCUCCAAUGCACUGCAGACGCUGGACAGCCCCGAGGAAGACAUCGACCCAACAGUUCGUCUCAGCACCGUGGAAGGAAAUAUCAACUACCUGCUUCGCUCUGUUAUACGAUACCUUUCGAAAUGUGUCUGGUUCAUAGAUCCAGUGGACCGGAAAUCAUGUGUCGAAACUCUCAACGCCCUGGUCACAACCCUACUGGAGAUUGGGACAGAGUCGUGGACAAGCAAGAGAUCUCUGCUGGGGGUGGUAAUUCGCGUGCUCCAGUAUCAAGUCGUGAUUGCCAAGCAGGCUGUCGUCCUGUGCGAUCACUCGGCUGUGCCAUUUGGUUUGAAGAGCAGCACGGAAAAACUGCUCCUGCGUGCUUCAAGGAGUCUCGCCAAGCGUGGCAUCGGCAGGAGAUUCGCCGAGCUACGCUCCUUUUAUGAAGACAAUCGCAGGGCUGCUGACAGGGAAUCUGGCAUUCUCGACGAGACUGUGCCUUGGGUCAGCCUGGUCAUUCUCCGAAACACCUUGGUUGACUCACGAGCUAAAUCAACGCUCUUCUGGCACGCCAUCUCGGAAGCUCUUCAGGGCAAUCUUACAGAUGUCUGCGAUGUCAGAACGUUCGAGGUGCUUUCGCAGAAUAUCUUGACCAUCCUUCCAGCUCUGGAAGUGGACUCUACUGGAAUCGUAAAGACCGGAUCCAGGUUUACGACCCAACUCGAUGAUUGGAGCCUGGUCAAAGCAAUUGUGUCAAGAGUGCUCGGAAUUUACGACUCUUCUAGCCAGAUAAGAGGCUACUCAGUCAAUGAAUACGUGCGGGCAUUGCUGGCCAGGUGCCAUUGCCUCGUCAACAAAUGGGGUUGGUGGCGAUGCGAAUCUCUUCUGAACACUGCCUUCGACUUCUUUGCUCGAAGAAGCUUCAACCUGUUGCAAAAGGAGGAGGUUCGCGGGUCACCAAAGUUCCUCGAGGAGCUUCAUUCCUCUGACGUCCCUCUGGAUGUUGCGCCAGAAGACUGCUCCUUCCACAUCUUCCUGAAGAUGCUCUCCACUGGCCUCCGGGGCAUGCAAAAGUACAACGUGUAUGCAGAUCGAAAGAUCCUCAGCAUCAUCUGGCGCUUCAUCCCAAAUCACAAUCGCAUGUACAGAAAAGACACAGAUCUGCACAAGAAAGACUUGGAUGCAUUGCGGAACCAACAUGACCUGUUCAGCGUUCUCUAUUACGCUUCACCUACCAAGGGCCGCAUAGGCGUCGACCUAGUACUUGGCCUUGUUGAUCAUGCGACCUCCCAUCGUGAAGCGUGCCGGCUCAGCGUCCGCGCUUGGUCCAAUAUUGCUUGCUAUCAAGCCUCAUCUCUGGAGCCUGUGGAGGCUCUCGAAGAGCUCACGAGAUGGUUCUCAAGCACAAUCAAGACGACAUUCGCCCAAUAUCGACUGGCAAAGGUGGAGGCUGAGCAAGACUUCCAACGAGCAAGGCAGGAGAUUGAGGGUUCUACUGAAGCUUCAGUGGAUCAUACAAUGCUGGAGACCACGAUCGCGAGUAAUCAGCGUCAAAUCGCUGCGAUCAUCAUCGACGCCCUUGCUGGUCUGAAGCGUGCAAUCCGAUGUGCGAGCGAUCUUACCAAGGCACGAGCUCUGGUUGACCAGACACAUUUCGUGCUCAUAUUCGAUCUCUUCGACCCAUCACAACGACGACUACUCAGCGCAAUGCAAGAAACACUUCUGGUUUGCGACGCUGCCUUGGACAUGCAGCAACGGUUCGAGCCAGCUCCUGGGAGUGCACAAACAACCAACGACGAUAGUCAGGACUUUGGAGAUAUCAGCGCGAUUGAAGCAUUUGCCGCAGACGAGAAUUCUCCUACAUCUCCAGUUCGGGGAAUGAUUGCAGACGCCUUGCUCACGCCUCUGGGACAAUUUUUAUCCAACGUGUUUGGCGCUGAUGUCGCGCCGGAAGACUCUCUUCUUCAGCAAGUCAUCGAUGUAUGGACUCGCCUUGCCAACGUUACAGUGUGUAGCUCCUCCGCAAAGAGGUGGUCCACUUACGUCGACGACUAUGGCGCAACUGCUUGGAACCAACUCCGGGAUACAACACAGAAGCGCAAGUUCACCCCUUACUUCAUGUCGCAGAUUCUUGUGCACUCCAAUGGACAUGAAGACGUCAAAGAAGCCGCAUUCGUGGCAUGGCUCCUAUCGCUGGUUGACAGAGAGGCUACACUCAAGUUUCAGCAUUGUCUGACAUCUGCGCUUCUCAACUUUUGCGGCGAUGAUCCGUUGCUGAGCAACUUGCCUUUCACAAGAGAACGAAGCUCUGAUCGAUACGAUAUCACAUUGACUGACCUUCGUCAGAGGAGACUUGGGUUGCUCUCUUCAGUUCUACACAACAUGCGAACGCAUCAUGAUGAGGUCAGUUGCGAAAGUACAAGCAGAGGACACGAGCUGAGGAGUCGAUAUGCUGGAAUGCUUCGCCAGUUGAUGCAGGCGAUGAAGGCCAACUAUCAAGAUCUUCAGAAUGGCCGUAAUGACUCAGUGGCAAACGCAAGCCUACAAGGCGGCUAUGUGGAUUUUGUUCAGAAUGUUGUCUCCUUUUUGCAACAAUACGCGCUCGGAAUCUGCCAAGUCGAUCGCUUCUUCACCGACUCCAGUGCAUUCCCGCUGCCUGCCACGGAUCCAACAUAUGUCGUCGGUAGACUCAGGAGCUACAUACCAAAGCUUGCGGAGGCUAGUGGGCGGACACAGCUCGCAAUGUUCAUUCAGACUGUGUCUGAAAGAGCGGCGACGGACAAUCAACAGCCGUACCUGGUGAAUCAGAUGGCAGCUGCAAUGGGCGAUGUUGAGGAGCUAGGAGACGAGGACAGACCGACUCUUCGUUCAGUCUUGCUGACUUCUAUUUUCCCGGCAUACGUGGCAAAGGCCAUUUCAAGUUCUUGCUUCUGGAUACCAGCCACGCCGAUUCUGGAAGCAUGUGGACGGGUCAUUGGCAAUAUAUUCUACAACUUCCAAAUCGAAGACGAUAAGGCUGUCUUGGCUGUUGUUGAAAGUAUCGCAAGCAUCCUGCAUAGCAUAUGCUUGCAGUGCGAUCACGUCCUGCUCAAAGCAGACCUCCUGAGGCUGCCUCGAGUUCUCAGAAUGCUGGGAGUCAUGGUUGGCGUCGGGAACUCAUGCCUCACGAUCACCUCCUACAUUCAGCGAGCGACGUCGCUUGGAGGUGAGCUAUCGAGGCGAGUGCAAGCACUACAACAGCAAGCUGUCACCAUCGCAGCUCAUCUCCAGCACCGUUCAGAUGGCGCGUUCUACCAGAAUCCAGAGAUUGGAUCAGCGCCACUAUGUCCUUGGCCAGACACCCAAGCUGUAGCAGAAAAGCAGGUGCGAGAGUCUGUGAAUACCAAGUGGCACGCCAUAGACGAGCGAUAUUUCGUCCAGAGGGGUAGCAGCAUGAAAGAGGUGGUGGUCGAGCUAGGCGAUAGCAAGGAUGAGGAGGCCGCGCUGCUGCAAGUCAUUGCUAGCUUCUGCAGGGCGUUUGAAGCCACGAUU
Molecule: messenger RNA, 6144 nt
Organism: Zasmidium cellare ATCC 36951
Lineage: Eukaryota; Fungi; Ascomycota; Dothideomycetes; Mycosphaerellales; Mycosphaerellaceae
Exons: 1
Biological process (GO): double-strand break repair via homologous recombination; replication fork processing
Cellular component (GO): nucleus; Cul8-RING ubiquitin ligase complex
Source: RefSeq, a predicted model, not a curated record